Perkinsus marinus ATCC 50983 is the source of this 273-nucleotide messenger RNA. RefSeq names its product centaurin/arf, putative. The record is from RefSeq and is a predicted model, not a curated record. NCBI's taxonomy places the organism in Eukaryota, Perkinsozoa, Perkinsida, Perkinsidae. Gene Ontology annotation, molecular function: GTPase activator activity. The transcript has 2 exons. Bases 1 to 273 code for a protein of 90 amino acids.
AUGGGCACUCCCACUGUGCCAAUGAACCCUCAGCUCGAGCGGAUCCUCUCCCGCCCUGAAAACGCGGUCUGUGCAGACUGUAAUGCCCCCAACCCCCGAUGGGCAUCAGUCAAUAUAGGCGUCUUCAUCUGUACCAACUGUGCCGGUGUGCAUCGUGGCGUUGGUACUCAUAUUACGUUUGUCCAGUCGGCAACAAUAGACCAGUGGAAGCCCGAGUGGGUGGCCUUGGCUGAUGCUGUUGGCAAUAAGGUUGGUAAUGAAUACUACGAGUAA